Messenger RNA from Epinephelus fuscoguttatus (brown-marbled grouper), 5588 nucleotides. It is a transcript of the gene aox6, whose product is annotated as aldehyde oxidase 6. Gene Ontology annotation, molecular function: 2 iron, 2 sulfur cluster binding; molybdopterin cofactor binding; iron ion binding. The transcript is spliced from 35 exons. The record is from RefSeq and is a predicted model, not a curated record. The coding region runs from base 97 to 4101 and encodes 1334 amino acids. Lineage: Eukaryota; Metazoa; Chordata; Actinopteri; Perciformes; Serranidae.
UUUGAAAGUGCUGGCAGGCGGAAGUCCUCCCUGUGAUCCAGGCUGACUCGGUCCUGUGUUGAUGCCUGAACUGAAGUCGUCUCCUGCACUGGGAAGAUGUCUGCAGAGAAAGGAGGAAAUACUUUGUGCUUCUUUGUCAACGGGAAAAAGGUCACAGAGAACCAUGCAGACCCUGAAACCAUGCUGCUGCCCUUCCUCAGAGAGAAACUGAGGUUAACUGGAACCAAGUAUGGCUGCGGCGGUGGAGGCUGCGGGGCGUGCACGGUCAUGUUGUCGCGCUACCAACCUGCCACCAAAACCAUCAUACAUCACUCAGCCAACGCCUGCCUCCUGCCAAUCUGCCAGCUUCACGGAGCCGCCGUCACCACGGUGGAGGGCAUCGGCAGCACCAAGACCAGGAUCCACCCUGUGCAGGAGCGGAUAGCGAAGGCUCAUGGCUCCCAGUGUGGCUUCUGCACUCCAGGGAUGGUGAUGUCCAUGUACUCUCUGCUGAGGAACAAGCCUCAGCCCACCAUGGAGGACAUCACACAAGCUCUAGCUGGUAAUCUGUGUCGCUGCACUGGAUAUCGUCCAAUCGUCGAUGGCUGCAGGACCUUCUGUCAGGAAGCCAACUGCUGCCAAGCCAAUGGAUCUGCAGACUGUUGCCUCAACACACAGGAAAUCACUGAGGAACCAGAGCAUGGAAAGCCACAGUUGUUUGACAAGGAAGAUUUUCUGCCACUGGACCCGACACAGGAGCUCAUCUUCCCCCCUGAACUCAUUCUGAUGGCAGAAACAGCGAACCCACAAACGCUCACCUUUCAUGGGGAGAGGAUGAACUGGGUGUCCCCGGCCUCACUGGAGGAGCUGGUCCAGCUCAAGACCAGGAACCCUAAAGCUCCGCUGGUCAUGGGAAACACCAACAUAGGUCCAGAUAUAAAGUUCAAAGGCAUCCUGUAUCCACUGAUCAUAUCUCCAACCAGAGUCACGGAGCUGUUUGAGGUCACUCAGACACCACAGGGUGUUUGGGUAGGAGCGGGCUGCACUCUUACAGAGGUUCGGUCUCAUUUGGAGAACCUGGUUCCUCAGGUUACGGAAGAGAAGACUGAACUGUUCAGAGCUCUGAUCCAACAGCUGGGGAACGUGGGAAGCCAGCAGAUCCGUAACGUUGCUUCUCUUGGGGGCAACAUCAUGAGUGCAUACCCAAACUCAGACCUGAACCCUGUUUUGGCUGCUGGGAACUGCAAAGUGAACGUUGUUUCGAAUGGAGGAAGACGAGAGGUUCCCCUGAAUCAAGACUUCUUCGUGAGCUUUGGAAAAACCAUCCUGAAGCCAGAGGAGAUUGUUCUUUCUGUCUUCAUUCCCUUCUCCAGAAAGGGAGAGUUUGUUCGAGCUUUCCGCCAGGCUCCGAGGAAGGAGAGCUCCUUCUCCACAGUGACGACGGGGAUGAGAGUGUUUUUCUCAGAGGGGUCCAGAGUGGUUCGGGACGUCAGUAUUUACUAUGGGGGAAUGGGGCCGACCACCGUUAGUGCCACCAAAACCUGCGCAGCUAUCACCACAAGGCCUUGGGAUGAUGAGACCCUCAGCCAGGCCUAUGACGUCCUCCUGGAUGAGUUGGUCCUCCCUCCCUCGGCUCCUGGAGGAAAGGUGGAGUUUCGCCGCUCUUUGACUCUCAGCUUCCUCUUCAAAUUCUACCUGGAAGUCCUGCAGAAACUCAGGGAAAUGAACGUGAUUACAGAUGAGCUUCCUGAGAAGAUGCCGGUCCAUCCUUUACCCAGAGAGAUUCAACCCAGCCUGCAGGAGUUCCAGCAUGUGUCAAAGGACCAGAGUGACCAGGACCCAGUGGGGCGCCCCGUCAUGCAUCGCUCUGCCAUCAGCCAGGCCACAGGUGAGGCCGUGUACUGUGAUGACAUCCCGAGAACGGAUGGUGAGCUCUUCCUGGCUCUGGUCACCAGCUCUCGUGCACAUGCUAAAAUCACCGGGCUGGAUGUGAGCGAGGCUCUGCAGGUUCCCGGUGUUGUCGAUGUUAUCAGGGCCAAAGAUAUUCCUGGGCAGAAAGUUCGGAAGAUGUUUGGUUAUGAUGAGGAGCUAUUUGCCGAAACCGAGGUGUCCUGCGUCGGCCAGAGGAUAUGUGCGGUGGUCGCUGAUACGAGGGUACACGCUAGACAGGGAGCAGCGGCUGUGAAGAUCAGCUAUGAGGACCUGCCUGACCCGGUUUUCACCCAAGAGGAAGCCAUUGAGAGGUCGUCUUUCUUUGAGCCUCAGAGGAGGAUUGAGAGAGGAGAUGUGACCAAAGCCUUUCAAACUGUUGAUCAGGUUCAUGAAGGAGAGUUUCGGAUGGGUGGCCAGGAGCAUUUCUACAUGGAGACCCAGAGCAUGCUGGUUGUUCCUGUUGGUGAGGAGAAGGAGUUCAGAGCUUACGUCUCCACCCAGUGGCCGACGUUAACUCAGACCGCAAUAGCGGAGACCCUGGGCAUCCCGUCCAACAGGGUCACCUGUCACAUCAAAAGGAUAGGCGGAGCUUUUGGCGGAAAGAUCAUUACAACUGCGACACUGGCUUCCAUUACCUCUGUGGCUGCAUGGAAGACCAAUCGUGCAGUGCGCUGUGUCCUGGAGCGAGGAGAGGACAUGUUGAUCACGGGAGGCCGUCACCCUGUCCUGGCAAAAUACAAAGUCGGUUUCAUGAAUGACGGAAGGAUUGUUGCUGCAGAUAUCCAAUACUACACCAACGCUGGCUACACUGUGGAUGAAUCUAUUCUGGUGGUAGAAAAAAUUCUGCUUCACUUCGACAAUGCCUACAACAUCCCCAACCUGAGAGGCCAUGGUGCUGCCUGCAGGACCAACUUGCCUUCCAACACCGCCUUCAGGGGCUUUGGCGUGCCACAGAGCCUCAUGGUCAUGGAGAUCAUGAUCAACGACGUGGCAAUGGUGCUGGGACGCCCAGCAGACCAGAUUCGGGAGAUCAACAUGUACAAGGGGCCGUCAGUCACUCACUACAAGUUUGAGUUCGACCCGGAGAACAUGCUGCGCUGCUGGGAGGAAUGUAAAGGGAAGUCUGACUACAGCGCCCGCCGCAGAGCUGUGGACCAGUUUAACCAGCAGAACCGCUGGAAGAAGAGAGGGAUGGCCAUCAUCCCCAUUAAAUAUGGGAUUGCAUUUGGGGAGAGCUUCUUAAAUCAGGCCGGAGCUCUGGUCCACAUCUAUAAAGACGGCUCUGUCCUGGUCACUCAUGGUGGGACGGAGAUGGGUCAGGGACUCCACACUAAAAUCCAACAGGUGGCGAGUCGGGAGCUCCACAUCCCACACUCUAAGAUCUACAUCAGCGAAACCAGCACCAACACUGUUCCUAACACCUGCCCCUCUGCUGCCUCCUUCGGAACUGACGCCAACGGCAUGGCGGUCAAGAUUGCCUGCCAGACUCUGUACCAGCGCCUGGAGCCGAUCAGGCAGAAGGACCCCAAAGGAUCAUGGGAGAGUUGGAUCACGGCAGCGUUUUUUGAGAAAAUCAGUUUAUCGGCGACUGGAUUCUACAGAGGUCCAGACCUCUACAUGGACUGGGACAAGAUGGAGGGACAGCCGUACGCCUACUUCACAUACGGAGCAUGCUGCUGUGAAGUGGAGCUGGACUGCCUCACAGGAGACUACAGGACAGUGAGGACGGACCUUGUGGUGGACAUUGGUAGAAGUGUGAACCCCUCAGUGGACAUCGGCCAGAUUGAAGGAGCGUUCAUGCAGGGUUUGGGUCUCUACACUCUGGAGGAGUUGAAGUUUUCCCCCUCUGGGCUCCUGUACACUCGAGGUCCGUCUCAGUAUAAGAUCCCUGCACUCUGCGACCUGCCGCUUCGCUUCAACGUCUACCUGCUGUCAGACUCUUUCAACCCCCACGCCAUCUACUCCUCAAAGGGUAUUGGAGAGCCCGUCCUCUUCCUGGGCAGUUCAGUGUUCUUUGCCAUUAAAGACGCCGUGGCUGCAGCCCGCUCCGAGUCCGGUUUAGCCGGCCCCUUUCCCUUGGACAGCCCUGCGACACCAGAGAGGGCCUGUCUGGCUUGUUGCUCCCCAUUCACUCAGAAGAUUCCAGCCAGCAAACCAGGAUCUUUCAAACCGUGGGCCUUAAACAUCUAAAACUCAAUCUCAACUGUUUUUUGUUUGUUUGUUUUGCUUUUUUAAUCAAUCUAAAUCUAAACUGACUGUGAUCUAAAUGUAACGACAAUGAAGUCAAACUGAAAUUUUACGAAUACUCUUUAAACUUUCGUUACAUGUAUAUUUUUAAUAAACAAACAGACUUGAAGGGUAAGUGUGGUAUUUUAUUUUUAACCUGGACCCCAUAACGACUGAUGGAGGUAACAAUGUUUGAGUGAAAGCUCUGCAGCUGGCAGCAGGAAACAGGCUGCAAUGUAACCACAUGGAGCAUGUCCACACGGUCAAGUGUUUGUUUUUGCCACGGACAGGCUCAGAUUGUUUAUGAUUGUUAAGUGUCUGACAACAUUAUGGAAAGGAUCCCGACAGAGAUAGACCUUUGUGAUAAAGAGUAAGAUCCUUUUUGUUUAACCAGAAACAGCCUCAAAGUCCUGGAGAAGUUAUGUAAUUAGUGAAAACCAUCGAAAGUUUUGGGAAAGUCAUGGAAAUUUUGUUGUGUAAAGAAAUUGUCACAGUAAUCUUGUUUUGCUAGAGCUCUCUUCAUGUAUGGUAGCUACCUGAAUUUAUGUUUGACUAAAGUUUUAAUCUGUUUAUAAUUAUUUAAAUGGAGUCUGGUGGGUUUGGUGAUGGUGAUUUCAGGGCUGUUUCUGGUUAAACAAAAAGGGUCUUACUCUUUAACAAAAGGUCUAUCUCUGUAGGGAUUCUUUCAUAAUGUUGUUGGACAUUUUUACUAACAAUCUGAGCCUGUCAGUGACAAAAACACUUUAAGAGGAUGUACACUGAUGAUGCAAGCAUGCUGUUACCCUGCAGCCUGUUUCAGCAGCGCUCUCACUCAAUACUGGAACAUUUUCAAAAAUGAGUAGUAGCUUAGGUAGAAAAGAGGGUCCAGGUUUAAAGAAUAAUACCAAAGUUACCCUUUACUUCAUAUUUUCCUACGCUCUUGCUCUUAUCCUACAGGAUCACUGUUUCACCAAUAGAAGAAUAAAUGAUUGAGCAGUUAUUGAAUGCAUUAAAUAAACCCAGUGUUUCCUCUGUAUUCAUUCAGUCGCAGAACACAACCACAACAAACUCAACCAUCACAGAGUAGAUAUACUUUAUUAACCCUGGAAACCUGGAGCGACAUUCCUUUUCUUGUGCUGCCUUUAGAUGCCUUUCGCAAGUAUUUAAACCUUUGAAUCCUGAGCACACUGGUGCAAUUUCUUUCAGAAACAUGGGGAAUAAAAUGUAACGAGCGCUUAAAAAAUAGAUUGUGAAAUUUUAUUUUUUUUUAAAGCUAGGGAAAAACUAUAUUUAUAAUUGAUAUUAUUAUUACAUGUAAAAGUUAUGUUGCAGAAUAAUUGUAUUUUUAAAUUAUUAUUAUUUUAGAUAUUUUUAUUAUAUUUUUUAUUAUAUAUUUUUUCAGAAUUAUUGUAUUUUUUUAUUCUUUUAUAAUUAUUCAUUUAUUUUAUCUGUAUGGGUCAUUUCUUUGUAUG